UGACAACCCAUGUGGAGUUUCAGCAGCUGCUGCAGGAAACGUUACUUCCAUUUGGGUUUGAGGUGUAUCCUUUCCAGGAAAUAUCUCAUGAUUAGACCUGUUGAUGCAGGAAAAUUUUCUCCACCUGAGCAGGCAUGAGCUCCAGGAUUUCCCUGCAUCAACAGGUGCAGCAGCGCUCAAUUCGCAUUGAUUCGGCGGAGGGACUGAGCGGCACCAAGAACAAAUAUACUGAAGUGCGAGGAUUACAUGAUUGGCUGGUACAAUGCAGUGUUGGAGCCAGCCUUCCAUCUUUCCUACCCAAACGACACCCUGGCAUUUGUUGUCCUCAGCACCCCUUCCAUGUUUGAGAAAGCCUUUAAACCAUUCCUUAGACAUCACAUGCUGCAGAAUAUUAUCGAUCCCAUUGAUCAGUGUGUAGCAUAUCACAUGUCUUUAGUAAAAGAGAGGUACCCCUCUGGUAAAUUAGAUGUUAUCUAUGAUUACGAACUCCAUCCUAAUCGGCGCCCUAAAGUUCUCAUGCAGACAGCAGCACAUGUGUCUGGAGCUGCCUACUAUUAUCAGCGAAAGGAUAUACCUCAGGAUCCCUGGGGCAGUAAGAAGAUGUUUGGUGUUUGUAUUCACCCCCAGUUUGGAGGGUGGUUUGCAAUUCGGGCUGUGCUGGUGUUUCCAGAGAUACAGGCUCCUGAUUUAGAACAAACCCUUCCCUUAGACUGCCUGCCAUCACAGGAUGACAAGAUCCAGCUACUAGAGCACUUCAACUUUAACUGGAGAGAUGGCAAGUACCGUGAUGUGCUGCCACCCAAGGAAAAAUACUCUGCCGAACAAACUCUGUACUUUGCAACACCACCAGCAGAGAGGAGAAAACUGCUGGAGCUCCACGGACAGCUGCAUCCCAGCCCUCAAUGUUAAUAGCUCAGUGGCCAUAUUAAGAACUUAAUACAAUAACUUGAGCAUUGUGUGCUCCUUGGGCAUUCCUUUUUAUCAGACAGUUUUCUAACCAAAUUGCCCCACUCUGAUUAUCCUGUCACUACAGCAGCAUUUCCCAUGGAAUAAGACCAACAAUCCAUCCCAAGAGAUCCAGUUGGACACUGAAAGUCUGCAGAGGAUGGCAUAAUACAAAUAUAUACAAGCUCUGUUCUAGUAGAUGUAGGCAUGUUAUAUGAACAUGUCAGUAACAUUAAUAUUUAACCUCAAGUAGUUAUUACUUACACUACAGUCUGCUUUGUGAUGUAGUCACCUCUGAUAUCAAAUUAAAGACACUUUUUAAAAUA
Xenopus tropicalis (tropical clawed frog) is the source of this 1271-nucleotide messenger RNA. Lineage: Eukaryota; Metazoa; Chordata; Amphibia; Anura; Pipidae. The record is from RefSeq and is a predicted model, not a curated record.